GCAUUGGGCGCCGCCAUGUUGGUGACGUCACGCAGUGCGCUGGCUGUCUGGCGGCUCGCUGGAGUAGAGGAGUGAGAGGAGAGACAGGUUGUACAGUAACGACUCGCCAUGACAACGUUUCUGGAGUUUAUUCAGCAAAAUGAAGACAGAGAUGGAGUCCGCUUCAGCUGGAAUGUUUGGCCAUCCAGCCGUUUGGAGGCCACACGAAUGGUGGUGCCGGUAGCCUCUCUUUUCACACCAAUAAAAGAGAGGCCAGAUCUGCCCCCGAUACAAUAUGAGCCCGUUCUCUGUAGCCGAACCACCUGCAGAGCUGUUCUGAACCCUCUUUGCCAAGUGGAUUAUCGGGCAAAACUCUGGGCUUGCAAUUUCUGCUAUCAGCGGAAUCAGUUUCCUCCAACAUAUGCCGGCAUCUCUGAAACGAACCAGCCCGCAGAACUCCUGCCACAGUUCUCCAGCAUCGAAUACGUGGUCCAGCGGGGUCCUCAGAUGCCAUUGAUCUUCCUUUAUGUUGUGGAUACAUGCAUGGAGGAUGAAGAUCUUCAAGCUCUGAAGGAAUCGAUGCAAAUGUCUCUCAGCCUGCUGCCUCCAACUGCUUUGGUGGGACUCAUCACCUUUGGCCGCAUGGUCCAUGUACAUGAAUUGGGCUGUGAAGGCAUCUCCAAAAGCUAUGUUUUCCGAGGAACCAAAGAUCUGACUGCAAAGCAGCUUCAGGAAAUGUUAUCUCUUACAAAAAAUUCUGCUGCCCAGCAAGGACGUGGGCCACAAGUUCAGCAACCUCCUCCGUCAAACAGGACUCCAUGUGGACUUUCUGCCAUUUCAGUUGAGAGAUUUUUACAGCCAGUUCAAAAAAUUGACAUGAACCUUACUGACCUUUUGGGAGAGCUUCAGCGAGAUCCAUGGCCUGUCACACAAAGCAAGAGACCUCUGCGAUCCUCAGGAGCUGCACUUUCCAUUGCGGUUGGACUUCUUGAGUGCACCUUUCCUAAUACUGGGGCUAGGAUUAUGAUGUUCAUUGGAGGACCAGCCACACAAGGCCCUGGGAUGGUUGUGGGGGAUGAGCUGAAGACUCCCAUCCGUUCCUGGCAUGAUAUUGAAAAGGACAAUGCAAAGUAUGUCAAGAAGGCAACAAAGCAUUAUGAAGCUCUGGCAAACCGCGCAGCUGCCUCUGGCCAUGUAAUAGACAUCUACGCCUGUGCAUUAGAUCAGACUGGGCUCCUGGAAAUGAAAUGCUGUCCAAAUAAUACAGGAGGUUACAUGGUGAUGGGGGACUCCUUCAACACAUCACUUUUCAAACAGACAUUUCAGAGAGUUUUUAACAAAGAUACACAGGGCGACUUCAAGAUGGUAUUUGGUGGUACUUUAGAAAUCAAGACUUCAAGAGAGAUAAAACUUUCAGGUGCUAUUGGACCUUGUGUUUCCCUGAAUGCCAAGGGGCCUUGUGUGUCUGAAAAUGAGAUUGGUACGGGUGGGACGUGUCAGUGGAAAAUUUGUGGCCUCAGUCCGACCACAACCCUGGCUGUGUAUUUUGAAGUGGUAAAUCAGCACAAUGCUCCCAUUCCACAGGGAGGGCGAGGUGCAAUCCAGUUUGUGACACAGUAUCAGCACUCAAGUGGACAGCGGCGAAUCCGAGUAACCACAGUAGCAAGAAAUUGGGCUGAUGCUCAGACUCAGAUCCAGAACAUUGCGGCAUCUUUUGAUCAAGAGGCAGCUGCUAUCCUCAUGGCCAGGCUGGCUGUGUACAGAGCAGAGACUGAAGAGGGUCCUGAUGUCUUGAGAUGGCUUGAUCGACAGCUCAUUCGAUUGUGUCAGAAAUUUGGAGAAUAUCAUAAGGAUGAUCCCAAUUCUUUCCGGUUUUCAGAAACCUUUUCUCUGUACCCACAGUUUAUGUUUCAUCUGAGGAGGUCGCCAUUCCUUCAAGUGUUCAACAACAGUCCUGAUGAGAGUUCUUAUUACAGACACCAUUUCAUGCGCCAAGACCUUACCCAGUCUCUUAUAAUGGUUCAACCCAUCCUCUAUUCUUAUUCCUUCAGUGGCCCUCCAGAGCCUGUUUUACUGGACAGCAGCAGUAUACUUCCAGACAGGAUCCUAUUGAUGGACACAUUUUUUCAGAUCCUUAUUUAUCAUGGCGAGACUGUUGCACAGUGGAGGAAGGCAGGAUACCAGGACAUGGCAGAAUAUGAGAAUUUCCGUCACUUAUUACAAGCUCCACUGGACGAUGGGCAGGAAAUCCUUCAUUCUCGUUUCCCAAUGCCACGUUAUGUAGACACUGAGCAUGGAGGAAGCCAGGCUCGUUUUCUGCUAUCAAAAGUGAAUCCGUCACAAACCCACAACAACAUGUAUGGCUGGGGACAGGAGUCUGGAUCCCCCAUUCUCACAGAUGAUGUCAGUCUACAAGUUUUCAUGGAUCACCUGAAGAAACUAGCUGUGUCCAGCGCUGCAUAAGACUAAACCUUCCUGUAUGGACACAACGCCCCAGAGAAGAGGUCGGCCUGUAGGCUUAUCCCAAGUAGAGUGACUCCAUCCUGACACUGCACGACACAAGAUGCUGGAAAGCCAACUGCUCACCCCUCCUGUAUUUAUUACUGUGAUGUAUGCAUAUACCACCUAUACUCCCCGGGCUA
Nanorana parkeri is the source of this 2621-nucleotide messenger RNA. Its product is annotated as protein transport protein Sec23A. Gene Ontology annotation, molecular function: zinc ion binding; GTPase activator activity. Bases 109 to 2442 code for a protein of 777 amino acids. The record is from RefSeq and is a predicted model, not a curated record. The transcript is spliced from 21 exons. NCBI's taxonomy places the organism in Eukaryota, Metazoa, Chordata, Amphibia, Anura, Dicroglossidae. Gene Ontology annotation, biological process: endoplasmic reticulum to Golgi vesicle-mediated transport; COPII-coated vesicle cargo loading; intracellular protein transport. Gene Ontology annotation, cellular component: endoplasmic reticulum exit site; COPII vesicle coat.